Molecule: messenger RNA, 3222 nt
Organism: Trichechus manatus latirostris (Florida manatee)
Lineage: Eukaryota; Metazoa; Chordata; Mammalia; Sirenia; Trichechidae
Product: phospholipid-transporting ATPase IB-like
Exons: 34
Coding region: 1-3222 (1073 amino acids)
Biological process (GO): neuron development; phospholipid translocation
Cellular component (GO): plasma membrane
Molecular function (GO): ATP hydrolysis activity; ATPase-coupled intramembrane lipid carrier activity; magnesium ion binding
Source: RefSeq, a predicted model, not a curated record
AUGGUCCCUUGGUGGGGUGAUGAUGGAACCGUUAUUUUCUUUUUGGGCUGUAAGAAGGUGGAUGAAAAGAUGGGCCAGAAAAAAUCUAAACCAGAUUCACAGGUGUCCAAAUCUCGCACCAUUUACCUCAACGAGCACCUUAAGAACAGAUUCUGCAAAAACUCCAUCAGCACAGCCAAGUACAGCUUGUGGUCAUUUCUCCCUCGAUAUCUGUAUGUGCAGUUUCGCAAAGCUGCCAAUGCUUUCUUCCUUUUCAUUGCUAUAUUGCAGCAAAUUUCAGAUGUCUCUCCAACAGGAAAAUAUACAACUGUGCUGCCUUUGACGAUUAUUCUUACGAUUUCAGGCAUCAAAGAAAUUAUAGAAGAUUAUCAACGACAUAAAGCAGACAAAUUAAUUAACAUAAAGAAAAUAGCAGUGUUACGACAUAAUACAUGGCAAAUGAUUAUGUGGAAAGAGGUAAGGGUGGGAGACAUUGUGAAGGCCAUCAAUGGGCAGUUCCUUCCUGCAGACAUGUUCUUGGUUUCUUCCAGUGAAUCGCAUUCAAUGUGUUAUAUUGCAACAUCUAAUCUAGAUGGAGAGACAAAUCUAAAGAUACGGCAGGCUUUGCCAGAAACAGCUAAAAUGCAAACGAAAAAACAAUUAUUAACCCUAUCUGGAAAAAUAGAAUGUGAAGGACCUAAUCGUCAUUUUGAUCGCUUUGUUGGAACCUUGUAUCUAACUGGUAAAAGCCCUGUUCCAAUCGGGCCUGACCAGGUCUUGCUAAGAGGUACACAACUUAAAAAUACUCAGUGGAUCUUUGGCGUAGUUGUUUAUACUGGAUUUGAAACCAAACUCAUGCAGAAUUCAGUCAGAACACCUCUCAAGAAAUCAAAUGUGGAGAAAGUGACCAACGUGCAGAUCCUGGUGCUGUUCAUCCUGCUGUUGGUCAUGUCCCUUGUGAGCUGUGCAGGAGCCGUGUUCUGGAAUGAUUCGUAUGGCAAAGAAAUCUGGUACAUCGAUAAGAAAGAUUUCACCUCCGGCAACUUUGCGUUUGACCUAUUGGUCUUCAUCAUCUUGUACCACAAUCUCAUUCCCAUUAGUCUGCUGGUGACCCUUGAAAUUGUGAAAUAUAUUCAAGGUCUGUUUAUAAACUGGGAUGAAGACAUGCACUUUAAAGAAAACAACCUCUAUGCCACAGCCAGAACGUCAAAUCUCAAUGAAGAGCUGGGGCAGGUAAAAUACGUAUUUUCUGAUAAAACGGGAACCCUCACAUGCAAUGUUAUGACAUUUAAGAAGUGUACCAUUGCAGGAAUAAUUUAUGGUAAUCACUCAGAAGCAAGUAAUCCUGAUUCAGAAAAUUUCAGUCAGUCACCUCCUUUCAUCACAGAUCAAUCUGAAUUUAACGACCCAGCACUGUUGAAGAACUUUGAGAAUGGGCAUCCCACAGAAGAAUAUAUCAAGGAAUUUCUUACCCUUUUAUGUGUGUGCCACACUGUUGUUCCUGAGAAACAUGGAAAUGACAUCAUUUACCAGGCCUCCUCUCCAGAUGAAGUGGCUUUAGUGAAAGCAGCAAAAAAACUUGGCUUUGUUUUCACUACAAGAACACCGUACUCUGUUAUCAUCGAAACUAUGGGAGAACAAUUCACAUUCGAAAUUCUCAGCAUCCUGGGGUUUUCCAGUAAUAGAAAAAGGAUGUCUGUAAUUGUCCGAACUCCUACAGGACAACUUCGGCUCUACUGCAAAGGGGCUGAUACAGUGAUUUAUGAGAGACUCUCAGAAGAAUCUUUGUUUGUGGAGGAGACAUUAACUCAUCUGGAAUAUUUUGCCUCAGAAGGUCUGAGAACUCUCUGUGUGGCUUAUACUGAUUUAACUGAGAAUGACUAUGAGGAAUGGCUGAAGGAGUAUAAAGAAGCUAGUAUGGUUUUAGAAGACAGAAGUAAAAGACUAGAAGAAUGUUAUGAUACCAUUGAAAAGGAAUUUAUGCUGCUUGGAGCCACAGCCAUUGAGGAUCGCCUUCAAGCACGUGUUCCAGAAACCAUAGCAACUUUACUGAAAGCAAACAUAAGAAUAUGGGUCUUGACAGGAGAUAAACAAGAAACUGCAAUUAACACAGCAUAUUCCUGCAAAUUGAUAUCAAGUCAAAUGCCUCGUAUUCAGUUGAAUGCACAUUCAUUGGAAGCUGCACAAAUAGCAAUUAAUCAAAACUGUGAAGAUCUUGGAGCCUUGUUGGGUCAAGAAAAUGACCUGGCCCUAAUCAUUGAUGGUGAAACAUUGAAGUAUGCCUUCCAUUUUGAAAUUAAGAGGAACUUCUUAAAUUUGGCCCUUUCAUGUAAAGCAGUAUUAUGUUGUAGGUUAUCUCCCCUCCAAAAGGCUGAAAUAGUGGACAUGGUCAAGAAGCAUGUAAGUGCGAUUACCCUCGCCGUGGGCGAUGGGGCCAAUGACGUGGGGAUGAUCCAGACUGCCCACGUAGGCGUGGGCAUCAGUGGGAACGAGGGCAUGCAGGCCACCAACAACUCAGACUACGCCAUUGCACAGUUUAGUUACUUGGAGAAGCUUCUAUUAGUUCAUGGAUCUUGGAAUUAUAUUCGAGUGACUAAAUGCAUAUUGUACUGUUUCUACAAGAAUGUGGUAUUGUAUGUUAUUGAGCUUUGGUUCGCCUUUGUUAAUGGAUUUUCUGGGCAGAUUCUAUUUGAUCGUUGGUGCAUCAGCUUGUACAAUGUGAUUUUCACUUCACUGCCACCUUUUACUCUGGGAAUUUUUGAACAGUGUUGCAGUCAGAAGAGCUUGCUCGAGUAUCCACAACUCUACUCAAUUUCUCAAGAUGAGAAAAUUUUUAAUACGAAGGUAUUCUGGAUUGAAUGUAUGAAUGCCUUGGUUCAUUCCUUCAUUCUCUUCUGGUUGCCCAAACAAAUGCUGACACAUGAUAUGGUCUUACAAAAUGGUUACACUACAGACUAUUUGUUUCUUGGAAAUUUUAUUUAUACGUAUGUAGUUGUUACGGUUUGUCUGAAAGCUGGUUUGGAGACACUGUCUUGGACCAUAUUCAGUCAUUUGGCAAUUUGGGGAAGCAUAAUAAUCUGGAUGGCAUUUUUUGCAAUAUACUCUUACUUCUGGCCCACCAUUCCUGUCGCUCCAGAUAUGAGAGGACAGAUCAGUAUGGUCCUGGUUUGUCCACACUUCUGGCUGGGUUUAUUCAUCGUCCCCAUUGCUUGCCUGAUUCAAAAUCUACUUUGGAAAUCGUAA